Messenger RNA from Oxyura jamaicensis (ruddy duck), 6539 nucleotides. RefSeq names its product centrosomal protein 135 (gene CEP135). NCBI's taxonomy places the organism in Eukaryota, Metazoa, Chordata, Aves, Anseriformes, Anatidae. Bases 259 to 3711 code for a protein of 1150 amino acids. The transcript is spliced from 27 exons. The record is from RefSeq and is a predicted model, not a curated record.
GCCGCGGUGACGGGGCGGAAGCGGCGGGUGCUCCGCGCGCCAUUUUCAAACCGGGAGCUGCCCCGGCGCGGCUCGGCCGUAACGAAUGCUCAACAUUGUUGCAGAAACACCAAGAUCGUCGCUUUCAGUUUAAUCUUCAGCUGCCAAAGGGGAAGGAAGAGCAUUUAGAAGAAUGACCUCUCACUGACAAUUGCCACUUAGUGGAAGUGUCCUAUUUCUCCUGGGUGUUAGAAAAGCCACUUUUGAGGUGUGUUUACAAUGACUACAGCAGCAGAGAGGAAGUUCGUUAAUCUCAGGAAACGUCUAGAUCAGCUGGGCUAUCGACAGCCAUUGGGACUGGAGAGCUUACCUUUGGUGGAAAAGCUUUUUAGUGAUCUUGUUCAUACAACAGAGAGCCUGCGCAGUGCCAAAUUAUCUGCUGGAAAAAUCGAAAAAGAGUUCAGCAAUUAUGAUGCUAUUUUAGAACCUUAUAAGACAGAGAAUGCUAAACUUACCAGGGAAAAUAAUGAACUACAUUUGGAAAUACUAAAACUGAAAGAGAAAUCUGAUCGUCAUGUUAAAGACUUGAAAGCCAGCUUAAGGAGGGUUGAACACGAAACAGCUGACUUAAGAUUUCUGAAUAACCAGUAUGUGCAUAAAAUUAAAAGUCUGGAAAAAGAGAACAAAUCCAAGACUGAAAAAAUUCAGCAGCUUCAGGAGAAGAAUCUACAAGCAGUGGUGCAAACUCCCGGUGGCAGAAAAAGAAACAUUCCAUUCAGGCGCCAGCGCAUGCAGAUAGACCAACCUGUUCCCCCAUCGGGUGUUAGCGCCUACCCAGUUCCUCAGCCAGAGGAUCCUUACAUCGCAGACCUUCUUCAGGUGGCAGAUAAUCGAAUUCAUGAACUGCAGUCAGAAGUAACAGAGCUACAGGAAAAACUGGAGAUAGCUGAAAGUGGAAUGAAAAACUACAGCAAGCAGGUUGAGCUUAGAGACAAAGAAAUAGAACGCCUAAUGCUAGCAUUGGAUGGUGGUCGUUCUCAUGAGGUUAUAUCUCUGGAAUCGAGAAGUAAAAGUAAUGAGAAGCUUAUUGCCCAUUUAAAUUUGCAGGUUGAAUAUCUUCAGCAAACAAACAAAGAACUUGAAAAUCGCAUUCAAGACCUCUUGGACACUAAACAAAAUGUGACUAGUGAGGUUGUGCACUUAAGCAAUAAAAACGAAGAACUGUGUCAAGAACUGAAUGAAAUAGACCAUUUGGCACAGCAGUUGGAAAGACACAAGGAAAUUGUACUUGAGACUGCAGAUAAAGAAAUAGGAGAAGCAAAGAAAGAAAUUGAAAGAAAAGAUGGUGAAAUACAGGAUCUUGAAGAAACAAUAGCAAGGCUUAAAUCAGACUUGUGCUCAUGUCGUAGACAGAACGAGAGGCUGAGUGAAGAACUCUUUGGAAAAGCAGAUGACAAAGAAAAUCUGGAAGUACUGUUAAACCAGCUUGAACAAGAAAAACACAGACUGACGGAAAAAACGGAAAACUUUGAAAUAAAAGAACGAGAACUUGUCCUAGAAAUAGAAAGAAUGAGAUUAGAAUACGGCAUAGCCCUAGGAGACAAAUCUCCAUCUCGUCUGGAUGCGUUUGUAAAAACUUUAGAAGAUGACAGAGAUUAUUAUAAGCGAGAAUUAGAAUAUCUUCAGAAAAUGAUAAAACGAAGGCCUAGCCCAAGCCGUAGGACUUCAGAGAAGAGUGAAGAUCUUAGAUUGAUCACCAGAGAAAGAGAUGAGCUACAGUCCAUGUUAGACAGAUUUGAAAAACAUAUGAUAGAAAUUCAAUCCAAUGUCAAAUUAUUGACUGCAGAAAGAGACAGAUUAAGUAUUCUUUAUGAACAGUCUCAGAGUGAAUUAAACAGGCUGAGAAGAGAAGCAAAACAUAAUUUAGUUUCUCAAAGUCAUGUGGAAGAAGAAAGAGACGUUGCACUGACUGACUUUAGAAGACUAAUGGCAGAAAAGGAAAGCCUAAGAGAAAAAAUAAAGAUUCAGCAAGAAACAGCUAACCUUGAAAAAACAAAGAUGCAGCGUGAUAUUUCAGAACUGGAAAAUAAUAUUCAUGAAUUUGAGAUGGAAAGGUGUGAACUAAAGAGUACAAUCUCUAUCCUGAAAGAAAGAAUAAACUCUUUGGAAAAUGAAUUAAAAUUGAAGUCCAAUAAACUUGCCCAGACAUCUGAUGAUUCUUCUCAAUUUAAAGCUGAGCUUUGCUCACUUCAGCUCUUAAAUGAACAACUCCAGAGGUCUGUUGAAGACUUACAGCACCGUUUGUCUCUCAAAAAUGAUGAACUGCAGUCAGCUCGAGAAGAAAUUACAAAGCUAGAGGAAGAAAUAGAUAGGUUAAACCAGAAGAGCACUUCACAUGAUGAGGCAGUCAAUGUGCUUAGAAGUACCAUUACAGUUUUGGACAAAGAAAAGGACAGUCUUCAAGAAACUGUAGAUGAAAAAACAGAAAGAAUUGCAUGCUUAGAUGACAACUUAGCUAACAAGGAAAAAACAAUUACUCAUUUACGUCUAACUCUCUCUGAGCUGGAGUCAUCAACAGACCAGCUAAAGGACAUGCUGAGCAGCAGAGACCGUGAGAUAUCUAGCUUACAUCGCCAGCUUGAUGCAUCCCAUAUGGAGCUUGCAGAAACAGGAAGAGUGAAAGAAAUAGCUCUGAAAGAAAAUAGACGAUUACAAGAUGACCUAGCUACAAUGACCAGAGAAAAUCAGGCUGUCAGUACCGAGCUUGAAGAUGCAAUACGUGAAAAAGAAGAAAUGAAAACUAGGGUUCAUAAUUAUAUAACUGAAGUUUCUAGAUUUGAGAGCCUGAUGGCUUUAAAGGAAAAAGAAAACCAAGAUUUGUUAGAGAAGUUCCGAAUGGUCCAUACACAAGCUGAAGACUGGGAAAUCAAGGCUCACCAAGCUGAGGGGGAAAGCAGCUCAAUACGACUUGAACUCCUUUGUGUGGAUACAGAUCGGAGACAUCUUCGUGAGAGAGUAGAACUUCUGGAAAAAGAAAUUCAGGAGCAUAUUAUGGCAGCACAAGCAUACGAAUCUCAGAUCUCCUCCAUUACAAAAAAUAUGUCCAAAUUGGAAGAGGACAUUAAACGGGAAAAUCAGGAUAAGUCUUCUGUGUUGGCUGACCUGGCUUCCGUGAGAGAACUCUGUGUUAAACUUGAGGCUAGCAAAGAACUUUUAUCUCGACAGCUUGCUUCCAAAAGCAUGGAUUAUGAACGGGUUCUAGGUGAAUUAGAAGAUAUGAAAUCAGAAGCAGAGUUGCUGAAAAAGCAGUUAUCCAGUGAGAGACUUACAAUUCAGAAUCUUGAAACGUUGCUGGCUACCAGUAGAGAUAAAGAAUUUCAGAACCAUUUAACAUCCCACGAGAAAGAUUCAGAAAUUCAGCUACUGAAAGACAAGCUAACACUUGCAGAGGGCAAACUAAGCAGUCAUAAUAGAGAGGUUUCCUUACUUCGAAGUAAAGUUGCACAGCUGCAGACUGACUAUGAUGUUUUAAAAAGACAACUAACAACCGAACGAUUUGAACGGGAGCGUGCAAUUCAAGAAAUGCGUCGACACGGUCUAUCUACAUCAUCAUUACGUGCUUCACCUCCUCUCAGUUCUACUUUAAGGUCUCCCUCUCAGUCUCCAGAACGUGCAGCUCUAAGGACAGUUGAAGAAGCGGCAGCUGAAAAAAAUGUGAGCUUCAAGGAAUAACCAGAACUUGAGCAAUCAAAGCAUUACUGUGUUAUAAGGACUUGUUUUUUGAAAAUUAUGAAGGAUGACUCGCAUUCUACCUCUGUUUUCAAAUCAGUGAUUACUUUUGAAAUUUCUAAAAAUCUAUGAAGUAAUCAACUCUGCAAAAUUCUACUCUCCCAGCUCUCUGGGAUGACUGGAUUUUUGUGGGCUGUUUUGAUGGGGUUUGUAUCAAGGCUGGCUAGGUUUUGUGUUUAUUUGGCAAACAUAAUAUAAUUGUAUGAAAGAAACAAGUAUAUGAUAAGACAGACAAUCUCUUGUUUUCUUUUACUGUUUUAUUUCUAUUUGCUUAUCUCAUAUGGUUAUGGAAGUUUGUUCAUCUUACUGUGAGCUAAGAUAGGAGAAUAACAUACAUGAUUGUCUCAAAAAUGCUGAGCCAGUGUAUCUUUUGUACUGAUGAUAUUCUGUGUGUUUGGAUUUUUAACAAGUGUUUUCUUAAUGCUUUUAAAUAUUGUGGAGAAUGUCUAUAUAUUUUGUGAAUGCAUUUCGCUAACUGAACAUUUUUCUCAAUAAAAAAUAUAUCAGUUACUCUUUAUUGUUUUUGUCAUGUAACUACUCAUCUCCUUUUCUUUAACGCUUGUGUAAAGUUAGAUUUUUAAAUAUUCCAAUAUUUAAAAAAAAGUGAAAACUGAUCUUUUGAAAGAUGUAUUGAAAUACAUUAAAUAUCAUAAGACUAAUUCAGAAGUAUUUUAUGUUCAGGUUUCUGAAUCAUUGGGAGAUAUUUCUCAAAUUUUCUUUUUAAAAGAGCAUAAAGUCUGGAAUCCUUCACACAGCUCAGCUCAAGCUGUUAGAGGGGUAACACAGGUCUUUAUAUUAUGACGCACAUUAGAUAGAAACAGUAAGAACUAAUCUUUAAAAUACUCGGUGUAUUUAGCAGAGGAACAUUGCAAAUUUAAACUGUGAAGUAAGAUGCAAUUAGCAAUCAGAAUCUAAUGAUAACCUCUUAAAGUCCAUCUGUGCAAAUAAUUGUAUCAUUGUUCUACUCCAGAAUGUGUGUUUUCUAAUAAUUACAUACCAUUCAGGAUGGUAUGAUGUGUAUUCAGAGGUAUCAUGCAGAGGACUAAAAGUGGGAGAAUUUACUGUUUUGCAUCCUUCUAUUGACCAACAGGUAUUGUUAUGCUUCUCUAAUGUUGAAUAACCCUCCCCCGUGGUUACCAGCUAAUAUUGCAUGAAUCCCUAAGGUGUAAACAGCAUAUUAAAUGACAUGAAAUAAUUUUAUUUUGCGUUUAGAAUUUGUCUACAUUGCACUAAGAUUGUUACAGUUGUAAAUUAUGAAGAAUGUUCUGUUAACUGGAACAUAUUGUCUCAUAUUUGGAGAUAAUGUUGCUUGUAAGGUAUAUAGAUACAUUUUAUUUUUUUCAUAUACUGUAUUUUGCUAGUUUUGUUAUUUAAUGUCUAUGUAUUAAAUUUGAUUAAUUAAAAACAACUUAGAACACACAUUCAGAAGCAUCUGUAAAUAUUUGUAUCUCAGUAAGCUUCUGAGCCAUUGGAAGGAAUUGUUUAUUUAAAAAUGGGUGUAUCUCAGUUGAGGUCUCUCAUUUGCCAGUUACACAAAUGGAGAGAUGGCUGUCUCUUAGGUAUUGUUUAUUACUGUUUGUAAUUAAGUCAGUAGUUUCUUGACAGUAACUCAUACUUAAUUAUACAGGGUGCAGCAAUUCAGUAAGAAUGAGAAACAAACUCAUUUUCUGCUCUUCAUGUUUUCAAUAGAGACUUCUAAACAUCAUAUUUUGUAUAUAAAAUAUUUUCAAUUGGGAUCUAAAUUAAAGAGCAAAUAUUCUGUUGUAUUGAAAAUAUUUCUUCUUUCCAAAAAAAAAAAGUAUAUUUUGCCUUUACUAUUAAAACCAUAACACAUUAAUAAUCUUACAUGAAUGUCAACUGAAAAAUUAGUGGAUCAUCAAGCACAGCUGUUGUAAUAAAACUAGUAUCAUCUCGGUGACUAAAGCCAGUGCAGCUUUCUAAAACUGAAACAAUACUGAUAUUCAGACUGUAGUACAGCUAUUGUUUUUCUUGUUAGUAUUAUUUUGUAUACAUUAUUGUAAGCAGCUAGAAUAAAAGGAACGUAAGAAUUAUAUAAAUUUGCAUUAAAAUCAAAUAGUAGAAGUAGAAAACAAGCCAAAAUCUGUAGAAGACCUAAAUCAGUGGACUGUCAUGUAUGAAACAAGUGUAAUGUAAGUCAAGGAUGUUAGAAUGAUGGACACCGUUCAAAGAAGUUUCUGUGCUGCGUCAAUCCUUACCUAGGUAGGGGGUAAGAUGACAGCAGAGUGGGGCAGACGUUAAAACAUGGGAAAAGUCCAAAUAUUUGUCUGUCUUCUGUUGUUAUCUGCACUUUGGAAUGGAGGAAAAACAUUACAAAAAUAAUAAAGAAGAGACACUAAUUGUUGGGUGUGUUUUUUCUACAAAACGGGAGAACUGUACUGUCAGAAGGAGAGGAAUCAGGAAAGAAUAAAAGGAUGGUAUUUACCAAUUUAUCAAAACCCAAAUUGCUCAAUUAAACUUGUAUGUCUUUUGAGAGUUUCUUAUAAUUAAUUUUUUGCAUCCUACACUGUGUCCCUAAAAUUGAAUUAAAAUUAACUUAAAUAAGCAAUUCUAGGGUUCAUUUAGAAAGUGCAAUUUCAUCCUGAAUCUGAGAAACACUGUAAUUCCCAUGUGACACUAAUUAUAAAAAGGGUUAAGAUUAAGGCUUCCAUCUGAUGGAAAACACAUCUUACGGUAAGUUGGUGCAUGUGUGGGAAGGCUGAACUAUUCAAAUGCCAUUUCUCACACGAAACCAUAUGACCCCUGGCCUUUUU